AUGCGAGGGCUCACUGACAUGACCCCGAAGCAGUUUGCAGAGGUGAGUGCAAUAUUUGGAGAUGUGGAGCCAGAGCUCGACGUCAACAAGCGCAAGUACAAAGUCGAUGAAGUUUCCAGCGUCAUGCGGAUAGGGAACACCAAGGACUGCAAUGGAAAUUUGAAUGCUAUGUUAGCACUCACUCCGCCACUGCCGGCAAGCGGAUCACCGCAAUAUCAAUACGCAGAGAGGUUGCCAGUGUGGCAUACGGAUUCCACGUACCGGAAACACCCACCGAUCGGUUCCACUUUGUUCUGCAGGCAAGCCCCUCCAGAGGGCGGUGCCACAUGCUUUGCGGAUAUGCGAGAGGCAUAUGAUUCUCUCGACGCAGCAAUGCAGGAACGGCUUCUAGGUCUGGAAUGCGUAUGUUCGCAAGCACAUCAUGACGCCAAGGUGAAUCGAUACUCACCUGAAUAUCCAGUGCUCUCUCCAGAGCAGCGCGCGGCCAAUCCUCCCAACAGGGUACCCAUGGUGCUUCAGCACCCGCAGACGGGCCGUCUGGCGUUGUAUGGCAUGAAUUCGAGUACGUGCGCGGUGCUGCCGAAAGGUACACACUUGUCUGCCAAACAGUUGGACCAGUACGAAGUCGAUGUUUUGGAGGACGCGAGUGUUGAGGAGUGGCGAAAGUUGUUGCCCUCUGUCACAGCCGACCGCUUCACGGUGACAUGGCAAUGGGAGGUUGGGGAUUUCGUUGUUUGGGACAACCGUUGCACCAUGCAUUGCGCAACGGGGUAUGAUACGGAACAGCACACCCGGGAAAUGUGGCGUACGACUUUGGCCGCGGACAAGGUGUGA
Molecule: messenger RNA, 834 nt
Organism: Prorocentrum cordatum
Lineage: Eukaryota; Dinophyceae; Prorocentrales; Prorocentraceae
Source: the annotation of a GenBank genome assembly